Sebastes umbrosus (honeycomb rockfish) is the source of this 4767-nucleotide messenger RNA. RefSeq names its product ATPase phospholipid transporting 8B3 (gene atp8b3). NCBI's taxonomy places the organism in Eukaryota, Metazoa, Chordata, Actinopteri, Perciformes, Sebastidae. The coding region runs from base 1115 to 4588 and encodes 1157 amino acids. Gene Ontology annotation, biological process: phospholipid translocation; Golgi organization. Gene Ontology annotation, cellular component: plasma membrane. The record is from RefSeq and is a predicted model, not a curated record. The transcript is spliced from 32 exons. Gene Ontology annotation, molecular function: ATPase-coupled intramembrane lipid carrier activity; magnesium ion binding; ATP hydrolysis activity.
AGCCUACGUUAAUGUUUUGUGUUCAUGAAACCGGCAUACGCGGGCUAGCAUUUUGAGAAAAAUAUGAGCAAAUUAAUUAGCAUAAGGGAUGCGGUUAUUAUUAUUAUUAGCGUUAUUGUAUCACGACAUAGUUAAGUAAUCUAUCUUAAUGACUUUAGAUUGUAAUGCACCAUCGGGAGCAGUUAAGUGACACGCCAACGGUCCGUCACCAUGACGACCGUGACCUGUAGGCCUAGGGGCACUGGCUAACAUGCUAAAUGCUAACAUGCUAAUGACAUGUGCUUUGAGGUGUGUGAGAACUUUCUGCUGUUUGAAACUUGUUAAUUCUUGAUAUUCAAAACGUUUUGAAGUUGAGGAGUGCACUGGGACUAGAGAGACUCAGUUGCACUGGUUAUAUUAUGCUAAGAGAGGGAAUGAGUAAAGAAGUUGAACAUGGAUGGAUGCAGAUUGUGGGAGUCAGACAGGGCCAUGAGAUGAGUCUCCAGCACGUAGUCGCUCAUCCUCCUCUUCUCCCGUGACCGUUUGGCUGCCUCGUUGUUCUUCCGACGUUUCUCCCAGUAGAGGUCGUCCUUCUUCUCCUCAGGCCUGGCCACCCUGUACGCUCAGGGUCGUGACAAAGUGAGUGUCAAUGUUUACAACAUCGAUGAGAGGAUGAAGUGGAACUAUUAUUCUGGUCACGAAAGGAGGAAAAAAAACACCAUGAGAGUGAAUUGUUGGAACAGCAAUCAGGUAAGGUGCUCGGGGAGUUCAGUCGGUGAUACCGGAGCCUACACCUGGGAGCGAGAGGAAGGCGUGGCAGGGAGCAUACAGAGAAAGGAGGGGGGGUGGAUGAAACAGGUGUCUGUGAGUGUUAUGAAAAACAGCGAAAGAAUGGUUAUGAAAACAACCAUGUUAAACUACAUCUGUGGUCGGUACGAGCUUCGAGAUUGAUGGCUCAGCUGUGUCACCUGACUGCACGGACAGGACUGGCUAACAAUGCAGGUUUGAUUCAGAUGUUUGGAUCUGAGCAGCCUCGGCUCUCUCUCACCAGGAUCGCUCGUCCGGCUUCCAGCAGAGAUUCAGCCAGAAGAGUUGCAUAACCCACGUCUACAAACAUUGGAGUCUCCUCUGCAUCAUGGCCAAGGAAAGUUUUGAAUCUGGCCUCACAUGGGAGGUGAGGGCAAACAGCCGCCACUACCACAAACACAAACAGAAGAAAUCCUUGCUGUGCUUCCGCUGGGGGCGAUACGCGGACAAUGUGGUCCGCAGCUACAAGUACUCCCCCCUGACUUUCCUGCCCAUGACACUGUUUGAACAGUUCCAGCGAGUGGCCAAUCUCUACUUCCUCCUCAUGGUGGUGUUGCAGUGUGUCCCUGCCAUCUCAGCCAUACCUUGGUACAUCACCAUCAUCCCGCUGAUCAUUGUACUCUCUGUGAGAGGGAUGAAAGACCUUGCCAACGACAUGGCACGGAGACGCAGUGACUCUGAGAUUAACUCCCGACCCUGUGACGUACUCAUCUCCCAGAGUUUCAGCAGAGAACAGUGGAAGGAUCUGCAUGUUGGAGAUGUGCUGCGAAUCCACAAAGACCAAGUCAUCCCUGCUGACCUUCUCCUCUUGUGUAGUUCAGAACCUCACAGUCUGUGUUAUGUGGAGACAGCAGAUAUCGACGGAGAAACUAACCUCAAGUUCCGGCAGGCACUCAGUGCUACGCACAAUGAGCUGACCUCUGACCCCUUAGAGGAGGCGCUGGCUGACUUUGAUGGUGUCGUGCUGUGUGAGGAGCCCAACAACCGCCUGUACACCUUCAGAGGCCAGCUGCACUGGCAAGGAGAGUGUUUUCUGCUGGACAACGAGCACAUCCUCCUGAGGGGAACAGUCCUACGCAACACAGAGUUUGCCUACGGCUUGACCAUAUACACUGGCGCGGACACCAAGAUCCUGAGGAACUGCGGGAAACUGAGAGUAAAGAGGACGCAAACGGAGAAAGUUUUCAACAGAGUGGUGGCCGGGAUCGUCCUGUGCGUGCUGUUGGCAGCUCUGCUCCUCGCCAUCGGCGCUGGCGUGUUUUCGAGUUGGGUCAUGAGCCACACAGAGGUUCUGUCUGCUCUGGUGGUUAACGGCAAUCCCGCUUACACCGGGUUCCUCAUCUUCUGGAGCUACAUCAUCCUGCUCAGCCCGGCCAUGCCCAUUGCUCUCUACAUCACGUUUGAGAUGAUCCACACGGUCCACAGCCUGUUUAUUGGCUGGGAUGUGGAGAUGUAUUGGCAGCAGGCAGACAAACCGGCCCAGGCCAGGAACACCUCACUGAAUGAGGAGCUCGGCCAAGUGGGAUACCUGCUGAGUGACAAAACUGGGACACUGACCCAGAAUCGUCUGCUCUUCAGACAGUGCUGCAUAGCCGGGGAGAUCUAUGGUGAUGCAUCAGUCAGGGCAGAGGACAUACAGCCCAUGGACUUAAGCUGGAAUCCGUUCUCCUGUGGUGGUUUGCACAUGUCGGCUCCCAACCUGGUGGAGAAGCUUCGAGGACAGCAGUGUGCAUUCAGCAGACAGUUCCUCAGGGCGCUGUCUUUAUGUCACACUGUCAUGGCGGAGUGGAAAGAAGAGGCUCCAGUUUACCAGGCUGCGUCCCCAGAUGAGGAAGCUCUUGUUGGUGCAGCCAGGGAGCUUGGCUGGGUCUUUCUUUCCAGGACGAGAGACUUUGUCGUCAUCUCUGAACUCGGUGUCUCUCGCCAGUAUGAACUGCUUGCACUGCUGGACUUUACCAGCCAGAGAAGACGCAUGUCUGUACUGGUGCGGGAGCCGGAGGGUGGGUUAAAGCUGUACUGUAAAGGGGCAGACAUCGUGAUCCUGGAGAGACUGCAGAAGGACUGUCCAUAUCAGGAGAGGAAUGAAGGAGCCCUGGAGUUGUUUGCCCAGGCCUGUCUGAGGACUUUGUGUGUUACGGUUCGAUCUGUUCCUGAGGCAUCAUGGGAGCAGUGGAGUAAAACUCUUGCCCAGUCUGCUGCCAUGACGACCGAUGACCGUGACGCACUGCUGGAAAAGCUGUAUGAUCAGAUGGAGAGAGAGCUGCAGCUUAUAGGGGUGACGGCGAUAGAGGAUCGGCUUCAGGAGGGAGUUCCUGAGACUAUUGCUCUGCUUCAACAGGCUGGGAUUAAAGUAUGGGUACUUACUGGGGACAAAAAAGAGACUGCAGUGAAUAUUGGAUAUUCUUGCAAGCUACUGGAUCCUGAUACCAGAUUACUGGAAUGGCAGGAGCUGAGACAGAUACUCCAGUCCCCAGACCCAGGGGUCAGUUUCUUCAAGGCCAGGCAGACAGAGCUGUGGGCUGUAGACAAGCAGGCGGCUGGAGCAAAGACUGCUGUGGUCCUCACUGGACCUGAGCUGGCAGAGUUUGACCAGAGACCAGAGUGGGGGACCACGUUCAUGAGCCUGGCAGAACAGUGUCAGUCGGUGCUAUGCUGUCGUGUAACACCAGGACAGAAGGCUGACAUCGUCACGCUGGUCAGGAAACACUCCCGCUCAGUCACCAUGUCCAUCGGGGACGGUGCCAAUGAUGUAAACAUGAUCAAGACGGCUCAUGUUGGUGUGGGAAUAGCAGGAGUGGAGGGAGGUCAGGCGGUGCAGAACGCGGACUUUGCCUUGUCCCAGUUCAGAUUUCUGCAGAGGCUGCUACUGGUCCACGGGCGCUGGUCCUACAGGCGCAUUUCCCUCUUCUUGCGCUACUUCUUGUUUAAGACCUGUGGCUUUGCUCUCGUGCACAUAUGGUUUGGUUUCUUCAAUGGCUUCAGUGCUCAGUCUCUGUAUGAGACGUGGUUCAUCGCUCUCUACACCGUCUUCUACACAGCGUCCCCAGUUUUGUGUGUGGCCUUCUUUGAACAGGACGUGAGUGCAGAAAGCAGCCUGAAGUGGCCGGAGCUGUACAAGACUGGACAGAGACAGGAGCUCUCCAGCCCUCUCAUGCUGUUCCUUUCGCUGCUGUAUGCCGUCUACACGUCGCUUGUUCUCUUCUUCAUCCCGUUUGGAGUCUUUUACAACACAGCUUAUGACUUCCAGACCAUGGCAGUCACUGUCGCCAUGGCAGCCACGUUCACUGCCACCAUUGAGGUUGUGCUGGUGACCAGAUACUGGACGAAGUUCAAUGUAGCCACCGUGUGUGUCUCUGUGGUGCUUUUCUUCCUCUGUACCAAGAUCACCCACAGCACCAUCCUGUUUAAAAGAUCACCCAGCGACUAUUACUUCUUCGGUGCGGCUGAUAAGGCCUUCAUCGAUCCACUUGUGUGGCUCGCAGCUCUGCUCACUACCUGGACGGCUGUUUUGCCCUCAGUGACCGCCCUCGCUCUCAAUGUCAUCCUCACCAUGCACGACAAACACAAGGUCCACAGUGCGUCCCUUCAGCCGGUGGAGCUGAGGUCACAGUUCAAAAGGACGUCUCUUCGCCGUUCCUCUUACGCCCUCUCUCAGGGGGCCGGGACCGGACGCCUCAUCACGUCAGGGACCUUCAUCCGCAGCACGGUGCCGACGGUGGAUGAGAAGGUGACUGCUAGUAAAAACUCCACUGACUCACAAGUCCUAAUUCACCUAAAGGACAAUAAUCAUCUCCCAAAAUAGCACAUGAUUAACGAUAAAUUUAAGGGAGAAUAUUUGAUCACAUAGAUUGUUGCUGUAACAUAGAUCUUAUGAGAUGAUUCGUUAUGUGUUUGCACUUAAAACAUGUUUUUGUGGCCAAUUCCAGCACUUAUCUUUUGUAUAGCUACCAUUUUCCAAUAAAUGAUAUGAUAUACAAAAUA